Miscanthus lutarioriparius is the source of this 291-nucleotide messenger RNA. The record is from the annotation of a GenBank genome assembly. Lineage: Eukaryota; Viridiplantae; Streptophyta; Magnoliopsida; Poales; Poaceae.
AUGUGCUGGCGAACGGCGUGGGGCCUGCCCGGCCCGGCGCCGCCGCUGCGCGCGGACUGCGCCGACGACGACGGCUACGAGGAGCUGCCGGUGUCACUGCCGCCGCACGUACCGCGGGGGCUGUCCAGGGACGACGCGCCGAGCGCAGGCGGGGAGGCCACGACGUUCGAGGUGGAGCAGGUGGUGGCGCCGGCGUCCAACGGCGGCUUCGGCAUCGGAGGAGGGGCGUGGCUCGCGUUGGUCUGCGCGUCGUCCGUCUACGCGAAGGUGGCCGGUCCUUCCCCGUCGUAG